This is a messenger RNA of Ipomoea nil (Japanese morning glory), 1079 nucleotides long. RefSeq lists its product as uncharacterized. The coding region runs from base 60 to 995 and encodes 311 amino acids. Lineage: Eukaryota; Viridiplantae; Streptophyta; Magnoliopsida; Solanales; Convolvulaceae. The transcript has 3 exons. The record is from RefSeq and is a predicted model, not a curated record.
CUCUCUCUCUCUCUCUAUAUCUCUCUCUCUCGUUCUGCUAAAGCAACGGGUUUGGAGAAAUGGCGAACGUGGUUCCGGCGAGGUUCAAGAGGGUGGCGGACGCCUUCGACGAGGCGGCGGUGACGCUGAGGGCCCGUCCGCCGUGCGGCAGCAGCAGCGGGAGCGAGCACUCCGCGGCGGCGGCGGAGAGCUUCACGGAUUUGUCCGGUCUGGUGAAUUCCUUCAUGGAGAAGAGUUUGUGGGAGGGAAUUGAGGUGGGCGCCGGCGGCGAUGACGUGGAUCGGGACGAGGUUGAACCGGAAGACGACGUCGAUGAAACUAAGGAUGAUUUGGAGAGGUUGUUGAGCUACGGCGGCGGCGAUGACGACACCAAGAGAAACGUCUUCGAAAAAGUGGAAAAGUCCAUCCGGGAAUCCGGCGACCGCUCUGCGCCGGAGUUUAAACGCCGGUUGAUGGCUCGAUUGCGCUUUAACGGCUUUGACGCCGGUGUUUGCAAGACAAGGUGGGAGAAAAACGGCGGUUGCCCUCGCGGGGACUACGAGUACAUAGACGUUAACGUCAACGGCGGCCGUUACAUCGUGGAGGUUUUCCUCCGGGGAGAAUUCGAGAUAGUGCGGCCAACUGCAAGUUACACUUGCCUGCUAGAAAGCUUUCCGGCGGUUUACGUGGGAACGGAGAAGGAGUUGAAGAAGAUAGCGAGGAUAAUGAGCAGUGCCAUGAGGAAAUCCAUGAAGAAAAUGGGGAUUCACGUUCCGCCAUGGCGGAGACUUGCGUACAUGCAAGCUAAGUGGUUCAGUUCCUACAAACGUACGACUAAUGAAAUCGCUUCAGUACAGGCGGCGGCGGUGGCGGCGCCGCCUUCUAGCUUGUAUAAACACAGGAGAUCGGUUGGAUUCGGUCCUACCCCAGAAAUGUCGUUCAAGUGCAGAGAAGAUUUUGGGGUGAAGAAUGGUUUCAGAAUUGGGAAUUUGGCUGCAGCCUUGAGUGGGAACUAGUUAGAUAUAGAUAGAAUUUGGUUGCAUUGUUGCAUUUUAUUGAUUGAAUUGUGUAUACAUAAAUAUAUUGUUUUUGUCCAUGUA